Messenger RNA from Nannizzia gypsea CBS 118893, 309 nucleotides. RefSeq lists its product as hypothetical. Bases 1 to 309 code for a protein of 102 amino acids. The transcript has a single exon. Lineage: Eukaryota; Fungi; Ascomycota; Eurotiomycetes; Onygenales; Arthrodermataceae. The record is from RefSeq and is a predicted model, not a curated record.
AUGGCAUACACGCAAAUGUACAUGAGUGGGCCAACCCACGUCCUGCCCACGAUCGGUUCCCUCGCCGACACAAGCCAACAAACCGAGGACACCACCUUUUCCGACUUCCUUUGCUCUACCCCAGAGGCGGAGUCGAUCCGAGCUGCUUUCGGCGAAGCAGCAUACCAACAAUAUGUCGAACAGGCUCUCGCUAGCCAAAAGGCGAGAGCGGCCCGAGAGGCCGAGAUUAGCAAGGAGUUGGCCUCCAAAAGGUCCACGAUCCAGAGAUGGAUCACGAAGAUCAGACACGCAUACACCGAGACCAACUAA